Messenger RNA from Struthio camelus australis, 308 nucleotides. The record is from RefSeq and is a predicted model, not a curated record. NCBI's taxonomy places the organism in Eukaryota, Metazoa, Chordata, Aves, Struthioniformes, Struthionidae.
GCAUAGGCAGCCAAGCCUCCGACUGCUGCCUGAAGAACAGCAGGAAGGUCAUCCCGCAUGGCUGGGUGAAGUCCUACAGCCUACAGGGACCUGACUCAGGCUGCCUGCUGCGUGCCGUUGUGUUCACCACCAAGAAGAAUAAGAAGAUCUGCGCCUCCCCGACCGACACGGCCGUCCAGAAGCUGAUGCAGAAGCUGGACAAGAAGAAAGCGCAGCCCGCAGCAUCCAGCAGGAAAGCCUCGCGGCAGAGGGGGCGGCGCACCUAGCUCAGCCCUGAAGAGGACGGACGCCUUCCCCACCGACAAUCG